CUCUGAUGUUGUAGUCUGUCCUCGAUCAUAUAUGAGAGAGCAAGUUGCAGCCUCUCGCUAUAGAGGUUUGGCCCCGGGGUUCCUUGCAGUCCAUGCCCGGUCCAACCGCCGGUGAUGAUAAAACAACAUGUAUAAUAAGCAACUCGAUUGAUAGUAGACCAUGUUGACAACCACCAACGUUACUUGGCUAGACAUACUAUGCCUUACCGGUGUUACAGCCGGAGUCUAUCUGGUAAAGCAGGUGGUCAUCAAGAAGAAUCCUGCACCAUAUCCACCUGGUCCUCCGGGGUGGCCUCUCAUUGGCAAUAUUAUAGACAUGCCUCGCGUCAAGCCCUGGCUCACGUUUACUGAGUGGGGUCAGAAAUAUGGUGAUAUCACGCAUAUCAAGAUUCUGGGUCGGCACAUCAUUGUGCUGAACUCUGUCAAGGCUGCAAUGGAAACGAUGGACAGUAAAAGCAUUGUGUACUCUGAUCGUCCUGUUCUUCCCAUACUUGGCGAACUUGUUGGCUGGAAGAACGCUUUACCUUUCAUGGCUUAUGGUGACCGUUUUCGCCUGCAGCGCAGGAACUUCCAUCAGGUCAUUGGAACUCGUGCCGCAGCGGAAGUAUACAAUAUGAGCGAGGAGGUUGAAAUUCGCCGGUUUCUGAAGCGCGUGCUUGCAAAACCCGACCAACUGCAGGAGCAUAUUCGACAUACUGUUGGCACUGUCAUUCUGCGCAUCUCUCAUGGUUAUGAAGUGCAAGAGAACAAUGAUCCUUUCAUUGACCUUGCAAACCGCGUUACGACCUAUGCCUCGCAGGCCGCAGCUCCCAGUGCCGUUAUGAUUGAUAUCUUGCCAUUCUUGACAAAGGUCCCCGCUUGGUUCCCUGGUGCUGGCUUCAAGCGCAUGGCACAUAAAGGGCGUGACAACCUUGAAGAGAUGGUUUCUGCACCCCACAAGUUUGUCAAGGACCAAAUGGUUGCCGGCAUCGCCCCUGUGUCUUUUACCUCGACUCUCUUGGAAGGCAGUGAUGUGUCUGCGGAAGAGGAACACGGUGUGAAGUGGUCUGCUUUUUCCCUAAUCACCGGUGGUACCGAUACGACUAUUGCUGCAUUAUACUCGCUUUUUUUAGCUAUGACACUUUUCCCUGAUGUGCAGAAGAAAGCUCAGGCUGAAAUAGACGCAGUUGUCGGUCCUGACCGUUUCCCCACCUUUGCCGACCGCGACUCCCUCCCCUAUACUAAUGCCCUUGUCAAAGAAAUCCUCCGCUGGCAUGUUGUCUCUCCUGCAGCUCUCCCUCACUGUGUGACUAAAGACGAUAUCCAUGACGGGUACUAUAUUCCAAAAGGCUCCAUAAUCUUACCUAACAUUUGGUUCAUGCUCAACGAUCCACGGACAUAUGCUAACCCCUCGCAAUUCAAUCCUGAACGCUUCUUAGCUAAGGAUGGAAAGGAACCCGAGAUGGAGCCUCGCAUAGCCUGCUUUGGAUUCGGUAGACGUAUUUGCCCAGCCCUCCAUCUCGCCGAUGCCUUCAUUUGGAUAUCUACUGCAAUGUCACUGGCUGCGUUUGAUAUUUCAAAGGUCGUCGAGCAUGGCGCCGAGAUCACACCUGAAGUCGAUCCAUCCACAGCUUCAUCCAGGUAUGUCGCAUAUUUUGUCACGUUCCGCGCUAGUUUGAAUAUACACACUCCCAGCCACCCUAAACCCUUCAAGUGUUCUAUCAAGCCUCGCUCCGCAAUUGCCCUUGAGCUCAUCGAGCAAGAUGCUAACUACUAAGUGCAUGAUGAUGAGACUGGAGACACACGCACUGGAGAAAACAUUCAUGAGAGGUUGUCCCGCCGUCUCUUAUUAUAUUUCUCUAGGGUGUUUCGUGUCUUAGGCAUUGAUAAUAUCUAGUUGUUCUCUUCAAACACUAAUCGUGUUUACGACAUGUCUUAGCUUGUUUUAUGUUCGUUGGGGCGAUGCCCUAUGGUAGACAAAACGUACAAGUAUAUACCAAGUAUAAA
Molecule: messenger RNA, 1986 nt
Organism: Suillus fuscotomentosus
Lineage: Eukaryota; Fungi; Basidiomycota; Agaricomycetes; Boletales; Suillaceae
Product: cytochrome P450
Exons: 11
Coding region: 161-1756 (531 amino acids)
Molecular function (GO): oxidoreductase activity, acting on paired donors, with incorporation or reduction of molecular oxygen; heme binding; iron ion binding
Source: RefSeq, a predicted model, not a curated record